Pleurotus ostreatus (oyster mushroom) is the source of this 360-nucleotide messenger RNA. RefSeq names its product Meiotic recombination protein dmc1 (gene DMC1). The record is from RefSeq and is a predicted model, not a curated record. The transcript is spliced from 3 exons. Gene Ontology annotation, molecular function: ATP-dependent activity, acting on DNA; double-stranded DNA binding; DNA strand exchange activity. Bases 1 to 360 code for a protein of 119 amino acids. Gene Ontology annotation, cellular component: condensed nuclear chromosome. Lineage: Eukaryota; Fungi; Basidiomycota; Agaricomycetes; Agaricales; Pleurotaceae. Gene Ontology annotation, biological process: DNA recombinase assembly; chromosome organization involved in meiotic cell cycle; reciprocal meiotic recombination.
AUGGUUGGUGUGCAGGGUAUGUCCGAAGCCAAAGUGGAGAAGAUCAAGGGUUCUUCCUUUGCCACUGGCAUAGAGAUACAAGAGAAGCGUAAAAGAGUCAACACCAUUAGCACGGGGAGUAAGAACGUUGACGUGAUUCUUGGUGGUGGAAUCAUGUCGCAAUCAGUAUCUGAAGGUACGUCCGGCUCUCUUGGCAACGUAUUUGAUGAUCAUAAUCCUGCAGUAUAUGGCGAGUUUCGAACGGGGAAGACCCAGCUCGCGCAUACAAUGAGUGUUGUAGCUCAAUUACCACCAGAUCUCGGUGGAGCCUCUGGAAAGGUUCGGUUCUUCCCCCCUCUGAUACGCUUUGGCUCGAACUAA